AUGUCUCGAUUUUAUCCAUUAGAUUUUCGUCUGAUGGCUAUGUCGCAGUUUCAGAUCUUGGCAUUGUUGUGUCAAACAGCGGCAUCAGCUAUCAAUAGUGCUCUAAAUCAAUUUCUGGCGCAACAAAUGGUUAGCAGUCAAGCUGUAUCACGUGAAGUAUUCGAGGCUCAAGUUGUAGCACUUGUCGAACAAAUGCAAACGACAACAGUAGCGAAUGUGCAGUACAUCGAUCAGCUGGUAUCCCUAGUUACUUUUAACAGUGGAAUUAUGUCAGCUUUGAAUACCAAUUAUUACCUUAUCUAUAAUCCAUUGUCAUCAAUUUACUACGUCGAGCGCGGAAACUAUGCGGUUGGGAAUUAUAUGAUCAGCAAUUCCUCGAAUCCGAACAAUACUUAUUGCAAUUGUCAGCUCAUGUCGAACUGUGCUUUUCAAGCUGGUUACUACAGCUAUGCCAUCCGCCCUCUAAACGCUCAGCUAUCGCCAUAUCUACCUUCGCCACCACCUAAACUUGUUGUGCCAGGUAUAUUGGUUGGAUGCCUGCCUCAUGAUUCAAUGCUUCUGUCGACACUGGAGUGUUUUUACAAUCGUUCAUGCCUCAGUCUCAUUGGUGUAUCACAAGCGAUCAUCCCACUCAAUGCGGCUGCUGCAUCUAGCUUUCGAGUCAAUACAACCGUGAAUACUUUGUUCGAACAGCUUUUUGUCGAAACAUGGCAAAAUUCGAGUAAUUUCACUAGUUACUACAAUGCAUGCCAUCUGGAAGCAUGCUCCUACACUUAUACACAACCUGGUAAUCUUCUUUAUGCAAUGACGAUGCUGCUCAGUCUUAUCGGAGGUCUCACAACAGUACUCGGUAUUCUUGUUCCUCUCCUCGUAAAAUUCAUUUGUGGUCUACUAAUUAAAUGCCGAGGUAAUGCAGUUCUUACAAUAGAAAAUGAUCCUGCAGGUAGAUAA
Molecule: messenger RNA, 951 nt
Organism: Adineta steineri
Lineage: Eukaryota; Metazoa; Rotifera; Eurotatoria; Adinetida; Adinetidae
Source: the annotation of a GenBank genome assembly